GAUGAAAUGAAACGUCACCACUAAACGUCAAUGUCAAAUGAAUCCAUAACAAAUUAAUAAAUAGUAGUAGGACUAGCAGAUCCUGCAAUAUUUGUAGCGAAUAAAGAAAUGUGUUCGUGUACUAAAAUAAUAAUAACAGCGUAAUUAAACUCGUGAUAACAAGAUUUCAGAAUGAGGAUUAGGAGAUUGUCAGCUGUGUUUUGGACAACAUGCAUUAUUGCGUUCGUGUUUAUAUUGUAUGUGGUGACUGACUUGAGUUUUAAACUGCCUAGCACUAAACCGGCAGUCCAAGAUUUGGAUAGUUUUCAGACAAAAUGGUCAUCCUUUGAAAACAAGCUUCGGCACAUAGAGAAUGAACUAUACCAGCAUCAUGCCGUUGUUGGUGAGAUUAAAUCUGCUGUAGAUCAGAUUGUGGAGUCCCAAGAGUACCAUCCACCUCAAAAGAGGCCCAAGGAGGUUGUUAUCAAGGAACCUCCAAGAGAAGCCAAGGAGGUUAAAGAGUAUAAAGCAGUUGGCGAUGAGCCACCGAAGAUGAGGAUUCCGUUCAACAUCUCCGCAUGUCCUGCGACAAAGAGAAGUUCAGCUAAAGUUGAUAUUCAGAUGCUAUCAAUGUAUGAGCGGAUCCUGUUCGACGAUUUGGACGGUGGCGUGUGGAAGCAAGGCUGGGAAAUAGAUUAUGAAGAGAGUCAGUGGAACCAAAAGAAUAAGUUGAAAGUAUUUAUAGUUCCACACUCACACAAUGAUCCAGGUUGGAUAAAGACGUUUGAGAAUUACUACAAGGCGCAAACUCGCGCGAUAUUUACAAAUAUGGUAGAGAAACUGUCUGAAGGAAUCGGAAGGAAGUUCAUAUGGGCUGAGAUCAGUUUCUUGGCGUUAUGGUGGAGCAGUGACGCUACUGAUAAGGAUAAGGCUAUAUUCACCAACCUCGUAAAAUCUGGCAAGAUAGAAAUAGUGACAGGAGGAUGGGUGAUGAACGAUGAAGCCAACUCCCAUUGGCUAGCCAUCAUAAAACAGCUGACUACGGGCCACCAAUGGCUAAUAGACAAUAUUGGCUACGUACCGAAGAACGCAUGGUCUAUAGACCCGUUCGGAUACUCUAGUUCCCAACCCUAUCUACUGAAACUAGCUGGAUUGGAGAACUCAGUUAUACAGAGGGUGCAUUAUAGAGUGAAGAAGGAAUUGGCGUCUAAUAAACAGUUAGAGUUCCAUUGGAGACAGCUUUGGGACGGUAUUGGCAAAACGGACAUGUUUACACACAUGAUGCCUUUCUAUUCAUACGACGUGCCGCACUCGUGUGGACCUGACCCAGCGAUAUGCUGUCAGUUUGACUUCAAGCGGCUUCCUGGCAAUGGAGUCACUUGUCCCUGGGGGAAGGCGCCGAGGAAGAUCUUUGAGAAGAAUGUGGAAGAGAGGGCCCGCACUAUCCUAGACCAAUGGCGUAAGAAAGCGCAGUUGUACCGUACCAACGUGCUGAUGUUCCCGCUCGGAGACGACUUCAGAUACGACCGCGCGAACGAGUGGGACAACCAGUACCAGAACUAUGAGAUACUCAUCGAUUUCAUUAAUAAUAACGACGCUUGGAAUGCUGAGGUGCAAUUUGGAACUCUGGAAGAUUAUUUCAAAGCGGUCCACGCCGAGGUGAAGGCCAGCGACUUCCCAGUGCUUUCGGGAGAUUUCUUCACGUAUGCGGAUAGGAACCAACACUACUGGAGUGGAUACUACACGUCUAGGCCUUUCUACAAGAACAUGGACCGAGUCUUGUUGGCUUAUGUCAGGGCGGCCGAGAUAAUAUCAUCCCAAGCCACGUCGUCGGGCGCGGUGUCGCAGAUGAUGUCGCUGCAGCUGCGCGACCGCGUGGAGCAGGCGCGGCGCGCGCUGGCGCUGUUCCAGCACCACGACGGAGUCACCGGCACCUCCAGGGACGAGGUGCGGGAGGACUAUGCUAAGAAAAUGCUAACAGCAAUAAAAUACUCGCAGUCAGCGAUACAACAGGCUGCCUACUACUUGCUAAACCAGCCUCUAAUAGUGGACCAGGCGCAGGACGACAUAUACUUCGACGUAGACGACAUCUGGCGGGUACAUGACGAGAUACCGACGCGUAUCACUAUCGCCCUAGAUGUCGUAUCUCCUUCGAGAAGAAUUGUACUGUACAACGCUCUGGCGUUCAAGAGGCAUGAGAUCUUCACUGUUCUUGUGUCUUCGCCGCAUGUUGAGGUGUUCGACCCCGAAGGCAAUCCGAUGAUGGCCCAAAUAUCCCCAGUAGUGACUGGGGACAAGAGACUGGCGUUUGCCGCCAACAAGUACCAACUGUCAUUCCCGGUCACUCUCGACCCGCUCGCUCUCACCGUGUACACCGUCUCGCUUCGAGACAGCACUCGGCUUAACAAAUACACAUCAUACUCCCACGUGCGAGUGUACAACGCGGACUACUGGACAGUGGACCUGCCGAAGAUGUUCCCCAUAGAACAGCCGGCGGCUCGACUGAUGGAGGACAUCACGGUGCAGGCGGGCAACAGUACCCGCGUCGUGGCCACCAUGGACGGGCUCAUUAAGGCCAUCGUGUCGCCUCAGGGUGUUACCAUGCCUGUACAUAUGGACUUUUCACAAUACGACAGUCAGCGCGGUAAAGACAACAACAGCGGCGCGUACCUGUUCAUCCCGACGGGCCCCGCCACGGACUACAAGGCGUCCGCCUUCCCCGAGAUUGUGGUCACCGAGGGCAUCUACAAAGCCACCAUGUACGCCGCGCUCAACUCGCCUAAAGCCGCAGAUAUUAUUCUAGCUGUGUCAGUAUACAACAACCCCUCCUUACCGCACAGUGAGGUAGAGAUCUGCAACACGUUCAUGAUAGACCCGCAGGUCGAUGACCUCGAGAUCGCGCUCCGGCUGCGGACCGCCGUCAAGAACGGAGACGUCUUCUAUACUGAUCUUAAUGGGAUGCAGAUGAUAAAACGUCGUUACUUCGAGAAGCUGCCGCUGCAGGCGAACUUCUACCCGCUGUCUGCCGCCACAUACAUCGAGGACGGCAAGUCGCGGCUCACUGUACUCACCUCCACUCCGCUCGGUAUGGCCGCGCUACAACCCGGGCAGAUUGAGAUAAUGCAAGACAGAAGACUGAGUCGGGAUGACAACCGAGGACUGGUGCAGGGCGUGCUCGACAAUGUCAGGACGAGGCACACGUUCAAGAUUAUUGUUGAAGAAGCCAAGAAGUAUUGCAGUGAGCAAACAGCAGACCUGCCCUCAGGGCAGCUGACCCUAGGCGCGCACGUGUCGCAGCAGUUGCUGCUGCAGCCUAUUAUCGCCAUGCACUACACGGCCAAGAAGGACGGGCCCCGCCUCGCAUACUCCCGCGUCACCCUCAACGACGCAGACAUCGUACUCGCCUCCUACCACUCGCAUGUUACUGCUAAAAACAAAGACGGCACCGUGUUGCACGGCAUGGGUAUGACGUUGCAGCGCGUGUUGCUGGACACGUGUUACGGCAGCCCCGACAUACACAAACAUUACCGCGCCGGGGACGGACAGAUAUCAAUAUCGGACUUAGUAGACGGCCCGGCGGACAAAGUGUACGACAGCUCGCUAACGUACGUCACGGUGCGGAGCCCCCUGCCCAGCGGGGUGCUGACACUCUGCCCCAUGGAGAUCAGGUCCGUGUUCAUCAACCAAACGCAUAGAAAGUACUAAACAAUACUAUCAUUUUCGAGUAUACCCUAGUACUAUGUAAACCAGUAUAAACUGACCGCUUCAUACGCGGAAUGAUCAUACAAAGCGAGACCUUUGUAAACUGGUAUUUGUUAUAGCUUAGUGAAAGACCUUGUAAUAUACACGGCUAUGCCAAACCAGUAUAAACUGACCGUUGAAUACGCGGAAUGAUCAUACAAAGCGAGGUCAUGAUAAACUGGUUUUAUAUAGCUUAGUGAAAGACUUUGUAAUAUACACAGCUAUGAAAAACCAGUAUAUACUGACCGCUUCAUACGCGGAAUGAUCAUACAACGCGAGAUCAUGAUAAACUGGUUCUUAAUAGCUUAUUGAAAAACCUUGUAAUAUACACAGCUAUGCCAUAACCAGUAUAAAAUGACCGUUGUAUACGUGGAAAGAUGAUACAAAGCGAGGUCAUUGUAAACUGGUUUGUUUAUAGCUUAGUGAAAUACCUUGUAAUAUACACAGCUAUACAAAACCAGUAUAAAGUGAUCGUUGAAUGUGUGUAAGGAUCAUAUAAAGCGAGACCAUGAUACACUAGUUUCCUAUAGCUUAGUGAAAAUCCUUGUAAUAUACACAGCUAUGUGAAACAGUAUAAAGUGACCCCUGAAUGCGCAGAAAGAUCAUAAAAGGUGAGAUCAUUGUAAACUGGUUCUAUAUAGCUUAGUGAAAUACCUUGUAAUAUACACAGCUAUGACAAACCAGUAUAAAAUGACCGUUGAAUACGUGGAGAGGUCAUACAAGGCGAGAUCAUGAUAAACUGGUUUUAUAUAGCUUAGUGAAAUACCUUGUAAUAUACACAGCUAUUGCAAACCAGUAUAAACUGACCCCUGAAUGCGCGGAAAGAUCAUACAAAGCGAGAUCAUGAUAAACUGGUUUUCUAUAGCUUAGUGAAAGAAUAUGCAAUUUUUGUGUAUAAACUCAAAUACAGAGAAUAAAGUUGCUUUAGGUAACAUCAAUGUAUUAAUUGGUCUAUGUAAACAGCAAAUCUUUGUUGCUUUUCAAUAAUAGACUCUAUUUUCAUUCGUUUAGAGCACAAUGUUAUAUGUUCUUUAUAUCGGAUCGUUGUUGGUUCUGUUAAUCAAGAAUUAAUUGAUUUUGAACUUUAAUAACGUGAGAGUAGAGUUGUGUUUUCAAUAAUGAUGUUUGGUCUGCAACUUUGGAGUUUUUGUAAUUGACAUUAAUUGUUAUAAAUUAGAUUAAUUUUCUUUGAAUGAAUGCGAAAGGUUAGUUGAAGAGACACAAGUAUGCGUAGGAGUGUAGCUAGGAAUUUGAAAAAAAAAAUGUUUAAAAAUAUUAAUAACUUUUGUGGUCUGCAGAACUACUACUGAAUAUGUUUCUAUUAGCUUAACUCACACAUGGAAGGUACAUCCAAUAGACUUAGCUACUCCUGUCUUUAUUUAUUCGAUUUUGAACCUUCUGGUUUUGAUAUAAAGUCGAAAAUGCAAUGAGAAAUAAUUACAGUUUGGAGUAGAUUGGGCUGCUAGCAGUUAGAUGAAUGAAAUGUUAAAUAAAAAUGGCUCUAUUCUUGAUUGACAAGUUAAAAAUAUUUUGUUUCAUCUUAUCCAAUCUCUGGUUAAAAGCGAGUGAUCAAUUUUCAAACGUAUUGCUUAAGAUAUAAGAAUGGAAACAGCAUAAAAAUCUGCAUAAUAAAAAGAAAGAAAGCUAAUAAUAUUCAAUCAAAUUUUUAUCUUAUAACAAAGGCAAUAAGGUUGUUAAUUGGUCAACUAGCAGUGUUUGCUUGAACGCAAAAGUUUCGCUUAGAAUUAGAAGUUAGUACGAUUUGACUGAUGUAGCACUUUUUAUAUGGUGAUGAAUGAUUAUUGGAGGUUCUCUAUAAUGAUUAUAAUUGAUUGGGUUUGUCAACCAAUCAGAAAAUUACUGAAAUUUCGACUGAGACAGAUAUCUAUGUGUGAAACUAGACAAAGUGCAUAACCCUUAGUACCAGUUAGCUUUACGUUGAACGCAAAUGAAACGAGAACGCGUUUGGUGCUCUGAGGGCUUAGGACGAGUGUGCUUUACGUUGAAAGAAAACGAAACGAUAACGCAUUCGGCCGGCUCUAAUUGAUCGACUUGAAUAAACCAACCAAUCAAAUCGCCAAACGCGCUCUCGUUUCGAAAACUUCAAAUGUAAAGCAUAUCGUACUAAGGGAACUAUUGGUGGGCACGAAUGAACCAACCAAUCAGAGCGCCGAACACGCUCUCGUUUCAUUUUCGUUCACCGUAAAGCAAGCUCAUACUAUUGGUAUAGAAGAAAGAAAGAAAUUGGCAGAUAACAUCAUUCGAGAAUUUUUAUUAGUUUUUAUUAUCUGUCAUUGUUUAAGAAUAAUAAUAAAAAAUGUUUCAUUGGCACAAAAUUAAUUGUUGUUUGUAUUAAUUUACAUUAUGAAAUAAAUUGAAUUAAAUUAUUAGGCAAUUGUAUUAUUUGAAAUUAUUGUAAUCUAAAUUAUACAGGACUUGUUAAAAUUGAUUAUUUUUUAUUACAAUAUUGAGACAAUGGAUUACUUAUUAUUAUUGUUAUCUAUGUAUAUAUUUUAUUUGAGUAACAUUCGGUUGUGUGGUGCUAUACCAUAUUAUAUUGCCAUCAAAUUGUUUACCACUUAAAGUUAAAUUGUUAAUUUAUUUAGAUUAUAAGUUGAAAAUUUUCGUUUAAAACAUUAACUGCUAAAAGAAAACUGUUGAAGGCAAAUCCUCCGCUAAGCGUCGGUCACCGGUAUCCGACGUGGCGGUUAACGUGUUAAUAACAAAUUUAGCAUAAUUUUAUUAUAUUUAAAUAAAUAAUUUUUAAAUUUAAUGUUACAAAAUCUCCACUAUUAUUGACUCGCGUCAAACAUUUUAGUUUUUAUUUAAGUUUAAGAACAUAACGUAUUGUUUAAUUAAUUAUUUUUAUAUGUAUAUUACCUUGUUAAUUUAAUUUAAUUUUAAUAUUAUUUUAUUGACAUAAAUAUUAUUUUAGUUAAAUAAUUUCAUAUUCAAUUCUCUCUACUCUAAAUAUUAUAUUAUUUGUGACAUUUUAACAAAGAAAAUAUUAUGUUGGCUUGCUAAAAAAAUGAUGUGUAUUUAUUUUGUAUGAAAUGUGCCCAGAUACAAAAUUCUUUAGGUAAGCCUUUAAACCUUGGUACAUUUAUACUCUAACCGUCGUACUCAGAGUCAUUCCUUAGCAAUUUUUUUCGAAUCGAAAUCGUUACUAAGGAAUAGUUUAAGUAAUCAUUAAUUGACUUUGAGUGCGGCAGUUAGGCAGGGUUCACAUAUUACGCAGUUACAAUUUAAUUUAGUUAAUAACUGCCAAUAUUUCCAUCAACUGGUUAUACGAUUUCUAUGUAAUAUAGUUGCUGUAGGUUGAUAUCCUUAGUCAAGUUGAUUAUCUUAGUGCUAAUAAAAGCGAAAUAAACGUAUGGGGAUAAUAUCAUCGUCAUACACAGGUAUGUUAUAUUUGUCCAUUGGUCAAUUUCAAUACCAAAUCUUUAAUUAGUAAGCUAAGCUAAAUUUUUUAAACAUCUAUAAUAUUAAAAUGAUUCGCUAAAUGGGUUGCUGAGCGCUGGCGCUGAGUCUCGGGAACAGCCGAACCGAUUUCGACAUUUCUUUUUUGUUGAGUUUGUUAUAUCGUUCGCUUAGUUAGGUUAUGUAGGAAAAAUCCAAGGCGAAACAAAUUUCGCGGGGUCUGCUAGUUUCACAUAAUUAUGGAAAGGGAGUUAAAUAUCCUUAAAAACAGAUAGAGACAUAUUAUAGAUGCCAAGAUCAUGAAGAUAGUCAACUUGUCUAAGGAUACAAACAUCUAGUUUUUAACAUUUUUGUAUAUAUAAUUUGCACGUAAAUACUUAAUGUUACUAGAAGUAUAGUCACUCAAUGUCGAUGUAUAUUUUGAUUGCAAUGCAUUAUAUUAUGAUAUGAUAAAGUAGUGAGUACGAUUAUUCCGUCGAUUCGAUAUUAAUGACGUCAUAUGUAUUUUUUCUUAUAUAAAAUAUUCAUGGGAUAGUCGCAGCACAAAUUGUAUUUACUUGUGUAAGCGGUACUUAGAAUGAAUGAUGUUUAAUAACUUUAAUGUUAUGUACUAAUACAAAUAUGUUCAGCCUUACGGUGCUUUUCCACUAGAGAUGGUGCUAUGCUACGUUGCUGUGGAUGCGUUUGGCUUCCACCAAUCAUAUUCAUUGGUACACAUAGUUUAGCACUGGUGGAAACGGACUCAGCUAAGUUAUGUUUUUUAUAUGGAAAGAUGUGUGCUAUAGAUGGCUUCCCUACUAUUGAUACAUCGCAUACUCGAGCUGCGUAUCUUCCUCGCACAGCUACAUAGCUUAGUAUCAGUGGAAACGGUCACACAGUUUCACAGCUUACCUAUUACAACUUCGUAGCACAGUUACAUAGCACAUCUCUGGUGGAAAAGCACCCUCAUGCGAUCACAGAAUCACUAUAGUUCCUUUUAAAACCCACGCCUAGAUUUUAUUUAUGAUAUAUUACUCUUGUUCGAUGCAUUUCCGAUGAUAGUAGACUGAUCAAUUAAUUAGAAUUGCAUUUCCUACAAAUAACUACAGUUGCUACUAAUGAUGAUCUUACGUGUCCACUCAGUGGAAGAAUAUUUAUAAAUAAACGUGGAAAGGUACGCGUCCACAGGCCCGCAUCGCACGCAAUGGAUUUUAGUUUAUCUUGUAUAGAAACUCAUACAACUGCGUCCACUGAUCCGCAUCGUACGGACCGCAUCAGUAAUGCCUACAUGCGAUGCGUGCUGAUGACGUCAUACGGAAUGCGUACGAUGCGUGCGAUGCGGGCCUGUGGACGCUUACCUUUACAGCCACAUGGAAGGAUUAUCAAAGUAGCUUCACGUAACCAUAUGCUGUCUAAAUACGAAACACGUAGAGAUCUCAAUAUAUAAAACAUUAAUAUUAUAUUUAAGUAUGUUACAAUUUUCUUAAAACACACGUGUAUGCUACUAAUUGAAUAUGUAUUGAUGAAUUUUCCCUGAAUGAAUUACUAUCUAUGUAAAAUAUUAGUGAGAUUUGUAUUAUACCUGUUUUAUCGUGCAUUUAAUUGUAUUUUGAACUAAUAAUGUAAAUAUAGGAGAUCGUGUUGAAAACUA
Spodoptera frugiperda (fall armyworm) is the source of this 8770-nucleotide messenger RNA. RefSeq names its product alpha-mannosidase 2 (gene alpha-Man-IIa). Gene Ontology annotation, cellular component: Golgi membrane. The transcript has 21 exons. Gene Ontology annotation, biological process: mannose metabolic process; protein deglycosylation; N-glycan processing. Gene Ontology annotation, molecular function: carbohydrate binding; alpha-mannosidase activity. The record is from RefSeq and is a predicted model, not a curated record. Bases 172 to 3684 code for a protein of 1170 amino acids. Lineage: Eukaryota; Metazoa; Arthropoda; Insecta; Lepidoptera; Noctuidae.